AGGUAUUUUCCUGCUGCUAGGACUUAGGUUUCGUUUCAAGCUUAAAAUACAGGAUCACUAGAUCACACCCUAAAAAAGUUUGACAAUGAAAUGAAACCUUAGGAUGAAGUGACAUGGCAGGGAGGAGCUUAGACUUAAAGUACACUUGUUGGUGCAUUAGUCUGUCAACAGAAUAUCUUUAACCAGGAAGAAGGUUGAAGUGAACAGACAUCAGAGAGUCAAGCACUGUACCUGAGAUCUUCAGUUUUUCAAAGCUUCGUAAUGGAAAGACAUAGAAAUCCAACUUCCCGUGGAACUACUGGAGAUGAUGUCCUCAUUUCCCCUGAGCUGGACCGCAUGAUCAGGCAGAGAGGCAGAGACCUUCGCCUGCGUAAGACUGACCAACAACAAGCUGUGAAACUUGUCAAUCAUCUGAUUGAUAGCCUAGUGGAUUUCCUUAAAAACAAUGAAGAUCAGGCCUUUUUCAAAGAGGUCUCUGUUCUCACCAGUGGCAGCUACUAUGAGAUGGUGAAGAUCAACAAACCCAACGAGUUUGACAUUAUGCUGAAAUUUAAAGUACCAAGGCUUACCUUUUCCAGUCUUGAAGAUUAUAAUGGAGUGUUUUAUAAGGUGAAGCUUUACAAAGCCACGCGUUUGAAUAUCCAGAACUUUCUUUUGGAAGACGGCCUAACCAUCUCAGCAACCAAAAUCAAAAAAGAAAUGCAUCGUUUGGUCCGGAAAUUCAUUAGCAACUAUAAAGGUGAGGGUUGCUGGAUAAUACGCAGAUCACAAAUGACUUCACCUGCAGUAACUCUUGAAUUAAAACCCAAAAAUGAAGAAGAGGAUGUAUUGUCUGUAGACAUUGUGCCUGCCCUUGAGGUGCCACAGGGUUGGCCACAAGCUGCACGGGCAGGUCCAGAUAUUGACAUGUGGCUUGGAAAGCGGUGUCGUCGCAACUUCACCAGUAAGGCCGUUUACUUUGUCCCAAAGGGACCAAAAGCGAAAAACCUUAAAGAUGAGGACAAAGAGAGCUGGCGGAUAUCAUUCUCUCACAUUGAGAAAGAGAUGAUCCAGUAUCAUGGCAAUAAACGAACAUGUUGUGAGGGGCCUUCCAAUAAGUGUUGCCGGAAACGUUGUUUACGACUUCUCAAGUGUCUAAUUGAGGGACUGAAGCAACGUCAUCCCAAAGAGCUUGAUGCACUGUGCUCAUAUCAUGGUAAAACAGCCUUCUUCCACACGCUGUCAGUCAGAGCACAGGACUCUCUUUGGUCUCCUGGUCAGCUGUCCGACUGCUUCAUGAAGCUUUUUGGAGACUUUGAACGAUGUGCACAAAGUGGUACACUGUUUCACUUCUUUGUUCGCGGUCAUAAUCUUUUCUCUCCGCCUGCCUUUCCGAAGCGGAGUCUCGUGUUUCUGACAAAUGCUCUGAAGGAGCAAAGAGAAUCAGGUUUUCCUGUUUUGAGGAUGCCAAGUCCUGGCCCUGCUCUUGUUCCUGACAAUAGCCCUGUAAUUUGCCCAAAUCCAAUCAAUGGCACAGAAAGUAUUGCAGACUCUAAGCAUUAUUAUUGGGAAGUGAGUUUAAUAUGUGUUAUUGUGGUAAUUGGAUGUUUAUUUGUUUUCAUUUAAUACAUCAAAACCUUUCUAUGGAUUUUAUUUAACCUCUUAAGACCCGAGCUUUGGUUUGUCUUUUUUCCGAUUUCUUCCAGCUAUUUGGGGUAAGGAAGAACCAAUCAAUAUAAUAACCAAAUAUUUUUUUCUAAGAACAUGGAGCAGUGUAAUUGUCCAUGUUUAUGCACAACAGGUUCCAGUUACACAGAAUUUAGUAUUAUGGUGCAAAAAACAAAAAAUGUGAUGUCCAGGUAUGUGGACAUCCAGGUCUUAGGAGGUUGAUAAAUUCAAAAAAUAAUCAAUGCAGUUACAAUCAAAUUAAACAUUUAAUUAAUAAGUUUAAAUUAUUUAAACUACUAUUUUACUUUUUUUGCACUAUGAGAAACAAUGCACACAUACUUUAUGAUUGAUCAUUGCUGAUUGUGGAAAUUAACACACUACCAAAUUACUGUAAAUAUAAUUAACAAUAUAAUUUUAAAUUAUAAUAAAUUAUUGAUAUUUAAUGAUCAUAGUGCCAAUGACUAAUAUAUACGAUUAUAAAAAAGAUAGCCUUUAUAAAGAGGAAAUAGAAGAAAUAAAGUAUUGCAUCUUUUACUUUGUACAAACUGUGUGUGUUUAUUACAUAAAAUAACCUAACUAAGUUCAGCUUUGCAUGAUUUUUAGAAGAAGCUUCACGUUUCAUUAUAACAGCUAAAACAUAAUGUAAAAUUACAGUAACUGUAACUUUGUAUUUUUUACGGAAAAUUUCUGUAAUUUAUUCUGCUCAUUAUUUUACGGUAUUUUUCUGGCACCCAAGCUGCUGGACUUUUACAGGUUUUUUUACAGUGUAAAAAUUCAUGGUAUAGUGUCUGAUUUAAUAAAACUCAUAUUU
Molecule: messenger RNA, 2458 nt
Organism: Misgurnus anguillicaudatus (oriental weatherfish)
Lineage: Eukaryota; Metazoa; Chordata; Actinopteri; Cypriniformes; Cobitidae
Product: cyclic GMP-AMP synthase
Biological process (GO): activation of innate immune response; cellular response to exogenous dsRNA; positive regulation of type I interferon production
Cellular component (GO): cytosol; nucleus; site of double-strand break
Molecular function (GO): chromatin binding; 2',3'-cyclic GMP-AMP synthase activity; double-stranded DNA binding
Source: RefSeq, a predicted model, not a curated record